UAGCAGUUGAAACCGGCUCUGUUCUAUCCUGUUGAAUCACCAGUAAAAACAUUGUGUUUGUACACCUUGACUGCCCAGAUACCGUGUAGAUUUUGACUUAUACGCAUCAGCCAUCUCCCCUAUUCUCAACUUGCGGUUGCGGGUAGUGUCGGCCACUUUAGUGUACAGGGACCCCACUGUAAGCGCUGUAAUUUGGCCCUCCAGAGCGCGCCACGGCGGUUCGAUAAGCUAAGCUUUAUCGUACCAAACAUUUGAAGCUCGAGGUCUGACGAAAGUUGAAGAAACAACAAUCCAACUUCCCCAACAUGUCAUAACACCCUCCAUACCACCUACGCCCCACGAAACCAACUUCCCCAUGUCCAUGUCCACCAAACGAACGCGCGCGCAAUUCGAAAGCGACCUCCGAGCGCAACAGUCACCUUACGUAGUCUUCGGCACUCCCCUGCCCCCCCUCGACGCCGAGACGCGCGACGAUGGCUCGUACGUGCCCGUGUGGAAGCAGGAAGUGAGGGACGAGCGAGGACGCAAGCGACUGCAUGGUGCAUUCACAGGCGGCUUCAGCGCCGGGUACUUUAAUACGGUCGGAUCUAAAGAGGGGUGGGCGCCAAGUACGUUUGUCAGCUCGAGGGGCAAUCGCGCCAGCAAGAAUGGCGUUGUUGAUGGUAAUAAGGAUGGCGGAAGGCAGAGGGUAGAGGACUUCAUGGAUGAGGAGGAUUUGGCGGAUAAGGCUGAAAGCGAGAAAGUGAGGAUGGCCGGGGGGUUUGCGGGAUUGGGGUCUACCGAGGAGGAUGCUGCGAGGAGGGCAAGUGGGGGCAUGGCGGAUCUUUUUCGGGUCCGGGGAGAGACCAUGGGGGUGAAGCUGUUGAGGAAGAUGGGCUGGAAGGAUGGCCAGGGCAUUGGACCGAAAGUUCGUCGGAAAGCGAGGCUGGACGUUGCGAGUAAGCCUGGUGCGCAGGCAGAGGACGGAGAGACGCAUCUCUUUGCGCCUGAGAACGUUUCUAUGAUUUCCUUCGUCAAGAAGCUGGACCGCAAGGGCUUGGGGUAUUUUGGAGAAUCAAAAUUGGCUCCUGCUGUGUCUGGGAUGAAGAAGGAUGGUGGUGGGAGCUCCGAUGAAGCAGACGAAGACGGGCCGUUGACAAGGCCCAGACGGCUGGCCAGCUCUCUAGGGAAAAAAAAGCCUAAGCCAGCUCGAGGCGGGAUUGGCAUCGGAAUACUGAACGACAAUGGAUCAGACGACGAGGAUCCUUACGAAAUCGGCCCCCGAAUAUCAUAUAACAGGGUAAUAGGCGGGGACAAGAAAAAGAAGAAGGCUGCUAUGACAGCCGCAAACCCAAGUUUGCGAUCCGCACCCGUCUUCAUACCACGAAAGAGCGCACUGGCAAAAGCAGCCAAGAAUCUACGAAAAUGCCACGAUGGACGCCUACCCCUCGACGGCUUCGUCUUUGGCACCGAGACGGACACCCUCACACCCAUGAUCAACUCCGAGGUCAAGUACCCUCCACCACAAAUACCCCCAGAUUGGAAGUCCUCCAGGCAGCCCAAAAACGACCCCUCCGCCUCAGCAAAAUUCGUGUCUACCGCCGAAGCCGCAAAAGCAUCCAUCCUCGACCCCAAAUCCCGCGCAGAACUACUCGGCGAAGCCCAACUGCCUGGUAAAUCCGUCUUCGACUUCCUCUCCGCCUCCGCCCGCGAGCACCUUGCCGCCGCAACCGGCAAGACAGACCUCCCCCCAGCACUAGGCGAAAUCCCCAAAGAAUAUGCCCUCACGCCCGAAGAGCGCCAGCGUGACCUCCUCUCCCAAUUGCCCGUCCUCGAGAAAGAAACCGCCAUUGCCGCGCUCACCCGCGGCGCCAGCGGCACCGCCCCAUACGCCGACAACGAGUCGAAGCGCAGCCGCUAUCGUGCGUACCUCGAACAUGCGGCCGGGUUCAGCAAAGCUGCGUUUCCUGCGAAAUCCGCUGGGAUGAGCUCAGAUGACUGGCUUCGCGAGUUGCGCGAGUUCCAGAGCUGUGCCAAGAUCUUCAAGCCCAUGACGGGCAUGAUGGCGUCGCGGUUUACGACAUCUACCACGUCGAAACUCAAUAGCGGUUCAUCAGGGGCUGCGCCAACCGAAUCGGAGCUGCUGUCAAAACCGAUGCCCAAGCCGGCCGAUCCGUCUGAGGAGGCGGCUAGGCUGGGCAUGUAUGGCGCUAUGACGAGAUCGGUGACCGAUUUCUAUCCCACGCGGCUUUUGUGCAAGAGAUUCAACGUACGGCCGCCUGCACAUGUACAACCAGAGGCGGAGCAAGACCUCGGGGUUAGGAAGACUACCCCCCCAGCUACUGCGGCGGCAGCGGCCGUCAAUCCUUCGCCAUAUCCAGCCGACGCCGGAGAGAUAAUGGGAGAAGUGAUGAGUACGGGGGCUAUAACGCUCGAUGAGCUGGUGAGACAAGCUCAGAGCGCCUCCUCAAAUACAGAUGAUGCAGCAAGGGCCAAAGAGCCAGCACCCCCACUGCAACCUGCAAAGGUCGAGAUAGACGCGAGCGUGAAUGAAGCGCUGGAGGGAAAGCGGGCGCAAGAUGCGGUGCUCAAGGCUAUCUUCGGAGAUAGUAGCGACGAUGAUGAAUGAAUGGUGCCGUACAUUUACGGAACUUGAUUAUCAUUAUACCCAAUACACUAGAUGGCUACUCAAGGUUUGUGUCAAGUUUGACGACCCCUUUCGAGGUUCCCUGAUUAGGGGUUACAUAUACUCGAGGUGGAGGAUGACAUUGAAUCGUAACGUGCAACUCCAGUUUCUGAGGUUAUC
Pseudomassariella vexata is the source of this 2785-nucleotide messenger RNA. RefSeq lists its product as uncharacterized. Gene Ontology annotation, molecular function: RNA binding. The transcript has a single exon. Bases 356 to 2608 code for a protein of 750 amino acids. Gene Ontology annotation, biological process: mRNA processing. Gene Ontology annotation, cellular component: nucleus. NCBI's taxonomy places the organism in Eukaryota, Fungi, Ascomycota, Sordariomycetes, Amphisphaeriales, Pseudomassariaceae. The record is from RefSeq and is a predicted model, not a curated record.